Messenger RNA from Sitophilus oryzae (rice weevil), 2832 nucleotides. It is a transcript of the gene SRPK, whose product is annotated as SRSF protein kinase 1. The transcript has a single exon. The record is from RefSeq and is a predicted model, not a curated record. The coding region runs from base 132 to 1796 and encodes 554 amino acids. Gene Ontology annotation, biological process: spliceosomal complex assembly; regulation of mRNA processing; protein phosphorylation. Gene Ontology annotation, molecular function: ATP binding; protein kinase activity. NCBI's taxonomy places the organism in Eukaryota, Metazoa, Arthropoda, Insecta, Coleoptera, Curculionidae.
UCAAGUUUUGGCGACACAAUUCGCGAUCGUCGGCCAUAAUCAAACAAAAGUAUUUUUACGGGAAAUUAUGGACGUUUGACGUUUUUUUUUUAAAUAGUUUUCGGUGGUGAUUGUUUCGAAAAUAAUUACAAAUGAGUGCUAAAUUAGACGUAAACAGACGUGUGUUGGCUAUUCAAGCCAAGAAAAAGCGACACAAGCCCGGGAAAAAGAAAGGCAAGAACGAAAUGAAUGGUCACGGCGAAAAUCGAAUUCAUUCAAAACAUGAACCAUCUCAUAGCUCAAGUAAUGAGACCAUCGAGUAUGCCGACGACCCCUACACCAGUGACGAGGAAGAACAAGAAGACAGCACAGAUUACCGAAAGGGCGGAUAUCAUCCUGUUAAAAUCGGCGACCUGUUUCUUGGAAGGUACCAUGUUACGCGAAAACUAGGUUGGGGUCAUUUCUCCACUGUUUGGCUGUGCUGGGAUUUGGAGGAUAAACGAUUUGUAGCUUUGAAAAUUGUUAAAUCCGCCGAACAUUUUACCGAAACAGCUUUAGAUGAAAUAAAAAUUCUGAAAGCUGUAAGAGAUUCUGACCCUUCGGAUCCCAAGAGAAACAAAACUGUUCAAUUGUUAAAUGACUUCAAAAUUAGCGGAGUCAAUGGCGUACAUGUUUGUAUGGUAUUUGAAGUGUUAGGCCAUCAUUUACUAAAAUUAAUCAUUAAAUCAAAUUAUCAUGGAAUUCCAUUAGCUAAUGUACGUACUAUCAUGAGACAAGUACUUGAAGGUCUUGACUACUUACACACAAAGUGUAACAUCAUUCACACUGAUAUUAAACCUGAAAAUGUACUUGUAUGUGUAUCUGAGGAGUACAUAAGAAGGUUAGCCUGUGAGGCAGCCGAAAUGCACCAAUUAGGAUUAAAAUUACCAACUUCUCUUGUCAGUACUGCCCCUCCACAAGAUGUGAUACCAGGAAAGAUGAGUAAAAAUAAGAAAAAGAAAUUAAAGAAGAAAGCGAAAAGACAGAAUGAGUUGCUUAAACGUCAAAUGGAACAAAUUAUUGAGAUGGAAGAAAAGAAAAAAGUAAAGGAAAAUGGAGAUAUCAAUGGAGAGCCAGAAUGUAAUGGCAGCAAUCCAACAGAAGAAGUGUUAGAAAAAUCUCUUAAUGGUGUUGAUGAGCUUGCUGGUGGAGAAACAAUUGUUGCUUGUGAAGAAAAUAUUGCUGAUCCAGUUGUAAUUAUGUCUGAAGAUGAUUCACCAUCAUUAACCUCUAAAAGUGAAAAUAAACUAGAGCUCGAUCCUGCUUUUGUUGAAUGUGAAUUUGAUGUCAAAAUUGCUGAUCUAGGUAAUGCUUGUUGGGUUGAUAAGCAUUUUACAGAGGACAUUCAAACCAGACAGUAUAGAUCGUUAGAAGUUUUACUUGGAGCUGGUUAUAACACCUCAGCUGAUAUUUGGAGCACUGCCUGUAUGGCCUUUGAGCUAGCUACAGGAGAUUACCUUUUUGAACCACAUUCUGGUGAAGACUAUUGUAGAGAUGAAGAUCAUUUGGCCCAUAUAAUAGAACUGCUUGGCAACAUACCAAAAAGAAUUGCCCAAAGCGGAAGAGAUUCUAAGUUGUAUUUUAACAAAAAGAAUGAACUUCGUCAUAUUACUGGACUAAAACCAUGGGGUCUCGAAGAUGUUUUGACUGAAAAGUAUGACUGGAGCAGGCAAGAUGCAGCAGAAUUCUCAUCAUUUCUAAAACCAAUGCUGGAUUUUGAUCCUGAAAAGCGAGCUACAGCUGCAGACUGUUUAAAGCAUCCGUGGCUGAACAAAUGAGCACAUGCUCUCUGUAGGUGACUGAUUACAAAAAAUUAUAUGCUUAAAUGAAAAAUCAAUAUUAGUGCAUUUUAGCCCGUUUCACAGUUACUUUAAAAGAAAUGCAUUAAUGACAGCCUUACUAUUUCAUUUUUGUUCUGACCGGUUAAACAGGGCCUUUGUUUAAUGUACAUAGGAUUUGUAAUAGAAAAAAUUGUGAUGUAUGUGUUAAUAGACAAUAUAAAUGUCCCUUAGGCUGCCUUUAAAUUUAUUUAUAAACUGUCAUAUUUAUUUUGUUACUUUAGGACAAUCUAACUGACCAAAAUUAGGGAUAGUUUAAACUGCCUUAUAUUGUAUAUUUUUUAUUAGACGCUUUUUAGAUGUUUGAGCAAUAUAGUGUAACACCAAUUUAAAUUUAUGAAAAUUUUUAGAACAAAGCAGUAGUGUAUGAACAUAUUGUUUAUUUUGUUACUGAUGUUAAUGAGUAAUCAAAAUUGUUUUUCUCAAGUUACCUUAAUAUUAAAGAAUACGUCCUUAUUUUUAAUGUACCUAUCUAACAAAUGGAACAAUUUAUAUCAGUUUGUUCAUGCACCGCUAUAUAACUAUACCAAUAUACAUUUAAACUAACGCUUAUAAAGAUAGAAAAGGGAUAGUAUCCCGCCUUAUAAAGCAUUAUGUGCUGAUACUAGUAUCCAAGAGUGAGAACAUUCUCAUAUAAAUUGUGAAAAAGUCGUUUAAAAUUAUUAUACUGACUUGAAAUAAACACCAAAUGAUAAUUGGCUUCCAAAUUCCUAUUUUUGGACAGUUAAAUAAAAAUAUACAUAUAUCUACAUAUAUGUGUUAAACACGUAGAUUAUUAGUAGCCCGGGGAUGUGUAGAUGGAACAUCUGCCCAAAUAUUAGAAAACUUAUAUAUACAUGACGUUUGUAGUUACAUAUUCGAAUCAUCAGUUCCAUACUAGAGCACCAACAUCAAUAAAUUUGUAUUUAAAACGAUUAUAUUAAAAAAAAAUUAUACAAUGUACAUUGAAUCUCUAAGAAGUAUACAAUUACUUGAU